GCAACCAAGCUCGUGAGUGUUCGUGACCAUCACAUGAUCAACAACUCUGCAAGAUGGCAACGACGAUCAAAAUAAAUGCUCAUCAUAAUGGUCCUUUAAGCGAUAAAGCCGCUCAAAGAACUCACAAAUUAGCCGUAACACGAGAUUAUAUUUCUCAACCCAGGCUUACAUACAAAACUGUUUCUGGUGUCAAUGGGCCCUUGGUUAUCUUGGACAAUGUCAAGUUUCCAAAGUUUGCAGAAAUUGUUAAUUUGGUACUGGCUGAUGGCUCUCAGAGAUCAGGACAAGUUUUGGAAGUUAUGGGCUCAAAAGCUGUUGUCCAGGUAUUUGAAGGUACAUCAGGUAUUGAUGCCAAACAUACCCAGUGUGAAUUUACUGGUGAUAUUUUAAAGAUGCCAGUUUCUGAAGAUAUGUCAGGUCGAAUUUUUAAUGGAUCUGGAAAACCUAUAGAUAAUGGACCAGCUGUCUUGGCAGAAGACUUUUUGGAUAUUCAAGGUCAACCAAUUAAUCCAUGGUCUAGAAUUUAUCCUGAGGAAAUGAUUGAGACUGGCAUAUCUGCUAUUGACACCAUGAAUAGUAUUGCUCGUGGUCAAAAGAUUCCAAUUUUCUCAGCUGCUGGUCUCCCACAUAAUGAAAUUGCCGCCCAGAUCUGUCGACAAGCUGGUCUGGUCAAACUUCCUGGUAAAAGUGUACUGGACAGUCAUGAAGAUAACUUUGCCAUUGUUUUUGCUGCUAUGGGGGUUAACAUGGAAGCUGCCAGAUUUUUCAAACAAGACUUUGAAGAAAACGGCUCUAUGGAAAAUGUGUCACUGUUUUUAAAUUUAGCCAACGAUCCAACCAUUGAGCGUAUUAUUACCCCACGUAUUGCUCUGACAACCGCUGAAUAUUUGGCAUACCAGUGUGAGAAACAUAUUCUUGUCAUCUUGACAGAUAUGAGCUCCUAUGCUGAGGCCUUGAGAGAGGUCUCUGCUGCCAGAGAAGAGGUGCCAGGUCGUCGUGGUUUCCCAGGUUACAUGUACACUGAUUUGGCUACUAUCUACGAACGUGCUGGCCGUGUUGAAGGCAGAAACGGCUCUAUUACUCAGAUUCCUAUUUUGACCAUGCCAAAUGACGACAUUACCCAUCCCAUUCCUGAUCUUACUGGUUACAUUACUGAGGGUCAAAUGUAUGUGGACAGGCAGCUUCACAACAGACAGAUUUAUCCUCCUAUUAAUGUCCUGCCAUCCUUGUCACGUUUGAUGAAGUCUGCUAUUGGUGAGGGCAUGACGCGUGAGGACCAUGCUGAUGUGUCCAACCAGCUGUAUGCCUGCUAUGCUAUUGGCAAAGAUGUCCAAGCCAUGAAGGCUGUAGUUGGUGAGGAAGCUUUGACACCUGAAGAUUUGCUUUAUCUUGAAUUCCUAAUCAAGUUUGAGAAGAACUUUAUUACCCAAGGCCAUUAUGAGAAGAGAACAAUUUUUGAGUCCCUGGAUAUAGGGUGGCAACUGCUACGUAUUUUCCCCAAGGAAAUGUUGAAGAGAAUUCCCCAAGGCACAUUAGCAAAAUACUAUCCCAGAGCAUCAACACAAGCAGCCGUUUCUGGCAAAAAAGCAGAAACAACAGCACUCUAAAAAAUCUGACCUGUAUAGUUUCACAUGGAUACUUGUAUUUAGAAAUUAUUUCAGCUGUCAUCUGGAUCAUCUCAGUGUAGGUUUCACAUAACUUAAAUUGUGAUACUGUGUCCUACUGUGUAGAUAUAUAUUAAAUGUUUAUUGUGGUUAACCAAGACUGUAGAUUUAAUUAGUAUCUUAUCUAGUUGUUUGUUCAUAUAUGGAAUAAGAGAACACUUGCUAUGGUUAAACAAAUUUGGGAAGCUGUUUCAUGCAGCCAUUUUGUUUCAGCUUUUCAUUUUUAGUGUUCAUCCUUUUUAUGUUCUUAGCAAAUAAGUUCUUACAUUCCAUUAUGAGUACAUGACUGUUAUUCCACAAUCAACAGAGACAGGUGUCUUUACAUUAAUUAAUUGCUCUGUGAUAUUUGUAGACACCAUGUCAGCACAAUUAAGAGUUUAUUUGUUCUCUUGUGGUUUAUCAGUGUAACAUUUUGGCAGAAUGGGUACAGUUUUUGUAGUUGUAUUUAUUUAUUGAUGCUGCCAGUCAUGACAAGUUCCUUUAUUGUAAGCAUCAGUUGUUUAUAUAUGUAUCACAUUUUUUUAAGAAUGCAAGGCAUUUAAGAUGUACAUUACUAAGCAGGAUAUCCUUUAUAUUUUAUUAUGUGAGUAUGGGGAUUCAUUUCCUUUUUUUAUGUAAUCAAAAAAUAAAACUGUAAUCUGGUAAUUUUGUUUUUCACUAUUUAUUCUCAUUCAUUCAUAAUCCUAAACAAUAGUUGCAAACCAUUCAGUGGGAUGUGCUUUACUGUUCAGUUAGUUAAGGUGUAAGCUAGCAGCCAUUUCACUAUUGUCAGCUUUUAAAUUUAAAGUCUAGGGACAAAAUUAUGCAUUUUUUUCUAAUUUGGAUAUUUUAGGAACAAGUAAUUUAAUAUCUUUAGGUUAUUGAAUUUUGUUGUAUAUUAAUUCAUAUUGUGUUAUUGAUGAAUGAUACAGCUAUGGAUUCAAUCUAGCUUCAGAUUCUUUGUAAAUUGUUGUAUUUAGCCA
Molecule: messenger RNA, 2626 nt
Organism: Physella acuta
Lineage: Eukaryota; Metazoa; Mollusca; Gastropoda; Physidae
Product: V-type proton ATPase subunit B
Biological process (GO): proton transmembrane transport; vacuolar acidification; ATP metabolic process
Cellular component (GO): proton-transporting V-type ATPase, V1 domain
Molecular function (GO): proton-transporting ATPase activity, rotational mechanism; ATP binding
Source: RefSeq, a predicted model, not a curated record